This is a messenger RNA of Diachasmimorpha longicaudata, 3413 nucleotides long. RefSeq names its product protein dissatisfaction-like. Gene Ontology annotation, biological process: regulation of transcription by RNA polymerase II; cell differentiation; anatomical structure development. Gene Ontology annotation, molecular function: nuclear receptor activity; zinc ion binding; RNA polymerase II cis-regulatory region sequence-specific DNA binding. The transcript is spliced from 10 exons. The record is from RefSeq and is a predicted model, not a curated record. NCBI's taxonomy places the organism in Eukaryota, Metazoa, Arthropoda, Insecta, Hymenoptera, Braconidae. The coding region runs from base 1182 to 2624 and encodes 480 amino acids.
AUAUAUAAAAUCAAGUAAAGGAAUAAUAAAUAACCAAAUGAUACAAAUUACAAAUCUAGGAAAAAAUAAGGAGAAAAGGACUCUCUCCGGUCAGACAAAUAAAUACAAGAUUUAGUUUCUUUUCUCUGGAUGGAAAAAUUGUUAAAUAAUUAUACAAAUGAAUGAAUAAAUACACAACAACGAAAACCGAGAAAAAUGUGGACAAAGAAAUUCCGCAGGAAAAAGCGAAGCAACAACAAACAACUAAACAUACAACAAAUAUAAAAGAACCGCAAACUUGAUGCAAUCAACUUCUCUCCCCAAAAAAAAUAGAAAAAAAAAAUCUAACGCACUUCUAAGGGGUAAAACCCCUGUAAAGAAAAAUAAAUAAAUGAGUACAUAACAGCAAAAAAAAAAAACAAACGGGUGAAUAAAAAAAUUUUCAAUGAAAUGCAUUUUCCCAGGAAUAAAAAAAAAAAGGCACUUCAAGUAGAAAAACCCCUGUUAAGGGCGUGGUAUCAAUCGGGUUGGAUUUUCGUGCUCACGCCCCCUCGGGAAAUAUUGCGCACCCCCGUAGUUUCCCAGUGCACACAACUCCAGUCACUGAGGGGGAAGGUUUGUGGGUGGAGCCAACCAAUGACAUAGUGGUGGUAACCGACAACGAGUCAUCUGACAACGUGGCCUUGGAGCCGCGCCCCCCGAAUGGCUAACUAACGCUAGUCCUGGGGAAGAGAUAGCCACUCAGCCAGCAAGUCCCAAACCAUCCACCAAACUACCCCACUUUUGCGAACUAGCAUAACUACCGAAGGUGUUAACGGCUGGAUCUACCACCACCCCUCACCCCCCCAGUUACUUAGGGGGUUGCGGGGGGGGGGUUGGUGGUGGCAGAGCAGGAGGAGGGGAAGAGGUUUGGAAACGUGUCUAUACACUCGUCCAGCCUCCAACGACCAGUCACUACUGGAAAACCCUCUGACAUCAGCGACAAACUGGGGGUGGGUUUUCGUCUUUUAUCUUUCAUCCCCCCCCCUCCUGAGCAGACUUGGCCAACGGUUUGGACUUCUUCGAUGAUUUUAACGUGCCGGGGUGUCGGGAAGAUAUAGUCGGAAGUAGCUGGUGAGAAGACUGUUGCGAGGGAGUUGGUGAAAGUUAUGCGGAGGACACUGACAACCGGUUCCAUGGUCGACUUGUAGAGGGUACGGAGGAUGGGCACAGGUGACCGGCUACUGGAUAUUGCCUGCAACGUCUGCGAGGAUCGUAGUUCAGGGAAACAUUAUGGGAUUUACAGUUGCGAUGGUUGUUCGGGAUUUUUCAAACGGAGUAUCCACAGCAAUCGCGAGUACACUUGCAAGGCCCAGGGCCCAAUGAAAGGUCGCUGUCCCAUUGAUAAAACUCACAGGAAUCAGUGUCGAGCUUGCCGAUUAACCAAGUGUUUUCAAGCAGGAAUGAACAAGGACGCAGUGCAACACGAACGUGGCCCAAGGAAACCAAAGCCCCACCCAGACAAGCAUCACAGCUCCCAGCAGUCCUUAGUGACAACCCUCACCUCCCACCCUGGAUCACCAGUGCGCCAUGAGCCCAGAGUUGACAUCAACCCUCACCUGUUCCCACAUCACAGCCCAGUGGUGAAUUCCCUGUCGCCUCUGUCAACACCCCCAGGCCAUCACGAUCGCACCAGAAGAGACAGAACCGCUUCGCACUUGCUCUCCAUUCACAGGAGAUUGAGGUACGUGCCAUAUCCCCAACCCCCGUCAUUAAUGCAAAAACCACCGGAUGACGGGACUUCUCCCGUGUCGUUUCCCCUUCAACUACCGCCGCCCAAUCCCGGACUUUAUCAUUCAGCAUCUGUUGCACUUGGACAACAACCGCCCCUUCUACAGAUUCUCAUGUCUGCGGAGAAGUGUCAACCCGACGGCGAGGGUUCCCUGGACCAAACGGAGACCGAGGCGAGUGUCAGUCCGACGGGAACAUUACAGAAUUUCAGUCCUACCUGGGAAAUGCUUCAAGAAACAACCGCCAGACUUUUAUUCAUGGCAGUAAGAUGGGUGCGUUGUCUGGCACCUUUUCAAACUCUCUUCAAAGAAGACCGACUCGUCCUCCUCCAGCAGACCUGGACACAGUUAUUUCUACUGCAUCUGGCGCAGUGGUCGGUAUCCUGGGACAUUUCAGGACUCCUCGAUGACGAACAGGUGAGACGGAGGCUACCACCCGAGGAAGCUUCACUCCAGGAACUCCAUACCAUUCAAGAAAUAAUGUCCAGAUUUCGACAACUUUCACCUGAUGGGGGGGAGUGUGGGUGUAUGAAGGCUGUAGUACUCUUCAGACCAGAGACAAAGGGUCUAACCGACCCUAAGCCCGUCGAAAUGCUGCAAGACCAAGCCCAGUGUAUUCUCGGGGAUUACAUAAGAUCCCGUUAUCCCCGUCAGCCCGAGAGAUUUGGCCGUUUUCUCUUAUCAUUACCCAUGUUGCACGCGGUAAAGCCCACGACAGUGGAGCUUCUGUUUUUUCGUGAGACAAUUGGUGAUAUUCCUAUUGCGCGAUUACUCGGUGACAUGUAUAAGAUGGAGCAUCACUCAACAGACGAUUUCAAGGGAGACAUUGGAUUCAGCACGAUCAAUCAUCCUAAAGAUGGUGAUCUGAAAAAAUGAUUAAACAUAUUGAUAAACCCGUUAAUCCAAUUUUUUUCAUGAUUUUUGGGACAAAAUGAGAUAAUCAAAGAUGAGAGUUGGGAGAUCUAUUGAAUUAAUCAGCUAAUUUAUCAUAUUUUCUCUGUAAAUCUACAAUUCAUACACUAAAUUAUGGUAGUGAAGUCAUAUCAUUAAGCCCAGCAUAUCAAUGAUCGUACUGAAGGGAAAAAAAUUAAGGGUAUGCAUCUGAUAAUCUGCAGUGAGGGAAAAAUAUUAAUUUUUGAAAAUUCUAUAGCUCCAGUCCAGUCAUUCCCAGAUGAACCUAUUGACCUUCCGUUGUGGCAAUCGUUCUAAACAAUCAAUUGGCCCAGUUAAUUCCAUCCAUUUUGCAAAACAGAAUUGACGAAUAAUUUUUUUUCCAUCAGUGUGAACCCUCAUAUCCCUGUAAAGUAGCAAAGUUAUAUUUCGCUGUAAAUGAAAAUUGAAUGUGUAAAUGUCUUAACCACUACUCACUAUUCGUAAGUAAAUUAUAAAUACUGAUAAUUGCACAUAAACCCUUGUAAUUAAAACCAAAAACUAUGGGAUCUUAACUUGAGGCGUCUGUGAUAAUUUUCCCUGUUUUCCCAAUUACUUCUCAUUUCACGAAUAAUUUAUGUUGUGCACAUAAUUCGGUGUUGGUGAUAUUCAGAUAAUUAAUUCAUAAUUAAUGUUAAAAUAUUAUUACGAAAAUUGUAGAUUAAAUUGAUUCUCUGUAUAGUUGAAAACUGUUAGAAUAAAUGUCUAAGUGCUAAUACUUAAUACAAUUGUUAA